CAAAAGCGUUUAGCGCCGAGUCGGACGACGACAAACUGAAAACUGUUGCUUGGGAAAAUUACAGCAGCAAAAAAAAUUUGGGCAAGAAAAAAAUCGCAAGGCAGACAAACAGCGAGUGCAAAGCGCUUUUCUAUUUUCGCCUCAAGUGCAAAACAAAAAAAAUAACGCCUGAAAUCCAACAGAGCAAUAAUAAGAAAGAACUUGACGCGUGUGGCGAAUAAAAUAAUAAUUUUGUAGUUCGUUGUGUAUGCUUGCAACAAAAUAUGUUGGCCAUCAAGGAGUGCCUCAUUCGGGAAGGUGUGCUUCAGCUGGAUGUGCCUCAGCAGCAGCAGCAGCGACACUUUCAACUGCAGUCGAGCAGAAGCAGCAAUAAUAUGGAUAUGCCACGCUAUCGCAAAACUAUUGCGGCCUCAAGUGACUUAUCUACAGCAUCCGCCACUGCCAAAACUAGCUGCCAGCAACAACAAGAAUUAUCAGACGAAUCUGCAUCCGCUCGAGUCUCGUCUCGUGGACAACAUCAGCACUUUCUUCACCAUACAACGCCCGCUUAUUAUACGGAUCUCCAGUUGCGCAUCCAUACGCCGAAUGCAUCCGAUGUGGGUGCAUUGAAUGAGAAUUAUCAGAGUGUUUAUAGCACGCCCAGCACACAGCUGGUGGAGCAGCGUUGCUUUCCCAAGAGCAACAAGAAGGUCUUGCCUGCCCCAACAACAACCAAUCAGCGUGCUUCAUUUUUUCGACUUGGCGACGCUGCAUCCACAGAGAACCCCAACAGCACAAGACGCGCACCACGCAGCAGCAGCAGCAGCAACAACAAGGAACGCUGCGCCAAAUCCUUGCCGCCCACAGUGAGCCCUACAAAAGGUGAAGAACCACCAACCCAUAACAAUCCUAUCGCCAGUCGCACUAGUAGUUGUAGUAGAUCACCUGUAGUCCCAGCUAGCUGUCCACUAGUUGUUCAACCAGCAGCAGCAGCAAAUCUUGCCAGUCGGCAUAAGCAGCGCUUCCAGCAGCGCUCUAAGCGGGCAGUUCGCGUGCGAAGCGAAUCGCGUCCGAUCAGCGCACUCUACGACAUAAUAUGCAAGGAGAAGGGCCUCGACGUAGGCGAUUCCAGCACCACAACGACGAGCAGAAGCAGAAGCAGCAGCAGCAAGAGCCACAGCAGGAGCAGGAGCCACAGCAGAAGCAACGAGGAGGAGCAAUCAACGCAAUCGAAGUUGGGCAAAAGCAACACGCUGGCGACCUUUUGGCCCUUGCAUCAUCAAUACCACCAUCACCACCAACAACAGCACCACAACCAGUACCACAGAGCUACAAUGAGCGGCACUAAUCAGCAGCAACAGGCGGCGGCGUCGACAGAUCAGCAGCUGAUCACCAAACAGAAACGCAUCCGUCUCCAACCCGAUGACCGUUCCAGUGAGGAUGAGAAUGAUGAUGAUGAUGCCAAUGAAUAUAGCUAUGCGCUGCACUCUAGUCAAAAGGUAACCAAUGUCAGUUUGGGCAAGGCCAAAUCAAUGCCGCCCACAGACUCAAUCUCGAGCUACCUCAAUCAGCCUCAGACCCAGCUGCAGACCCAGUUGGCAGCGAUGCCAACAACAGUGCCACCACCAAUGACACGCCCACGUGCUGCCAAGAGUUUGGAGCCAUGCUCAGCCUCGCAGCUGGUCUCGAGUUACCACGAAGGACAUCCGAUUAGUACGGAGGGUCCGUUUGUGGAUCCACCAAAGUUGUGCCUAACGGAACUCAAUCGACGCAUCAACAGCGACAGCAACAAAAAGCACGAAGAAUUGAAAUCAGCAAACAUGUAUGAGCAGGGCGAAGUACUUGAAACGCUCGCACGCUGGCAACAGGAGCUGUGCUCCACCAACUCCGGCAGUGAAAAGUCCUCAGCUCAUCAGCUUCUAAACGGUGCUAAUGGUCAUCAUCAUCAUCUUCAUUAUCGCGAUCAUGAGCAUGAACAUGAACUCUCUCCCGAUCAUCUGCAUCCAGUGACAGUAGAAGGUCAUUAUCAGACACAGCCUCAGUCUCAGCCUCAAUCCAAUCAUUAUCUUCAUCAUCAGCAUCACCAGGCGACAAAUGCACGCAGAUUCAUAAGUCGCACCCCACGCUCGAGUAGCCGUCAGAGCGCUGGCCACUCAUCGCCACCGCCACCGCCAGCUACCGGCUAUCACAGCGACUCAUCCAACAGUUCGACAUCAUCUCCCACACGUGCUGGAUGCAACAAGCAGGAAGUUGCCACAGCUACGGAUAUUGCCAGUGGCAGUAGCAUCGCUGCCGAUCCACAAUCAUCGGCGAACGGCAAUAGUUCCGCUUAUGAGACGGCUGCCACCACGGUGAUGACACAUGCCACACCAGCCGAGCAGUUGCAGCCACCACUUGUUAAAGUUCCUAAGAGCACAUCAUCCGUUAUCCCACGGCCUGCAUCCGGGAAUAGAGUUUCCAUUGGAAGCGCCAACAAGCGCAGCAUUCAUUUCACUUGCAACAACAACAACCACAACAACAGCAGCAACAAUAACAAUAACAACAACAGCAGCAGCAACAUCAACAGCAGCAGUCGCUUUAGUCGCAACAACAACAACACCCACGACACGCCCAUGCCGCCCCUUGCCACUGCAGCACCCAGCAGCAACAAAGCGCCAUUAAUUGUGCACAAGGCGGCAACAACAGCUGUUACAGGCACAGUUGUUUCAGUUGUGGCGACUCCGUCGUCGUCGCCUUCAGGGCGCCGCAAAAAUUUGGUGUCGUCACUGCGACUUUGUGGUAACAACAGCAACAGCACCAGCAACAACAGCAGCUAUCAUACGCAGUCACCGCAGGGCAGUCCACUCUUGAGCAGCUCCUCAUCCUCGCCCCAAUCCUCGCCAGCGGUGCGCACAACCAAAGCCAGUCGAUUGCGUGCCGCAGCGCUUGACCGCAAAAAGGAGGAAGAUCAUCAUCAGCAGCAGCAGCAACAACAGCAACGUCAGCGUUACAGUUCUCCUAGCUCCCUUAGAUUGAGCUCCACGCCGCCUGGCAGACGACUCAGCAGCUCGGAACUGUCGCCCAAGUGCAGCAACAGCAACAAUAGCAGCCACAACAACAGCGGCUUCCAUUCGGAGCCCAGCUCCAGUGGCAAUCGUCUGCCAGCGGUAAGAUCCGUCUCACAGCCAGCCUCGGACCCCGGCGAGAGGCGUCCUCUGAUUGCCACCGUCAACAACGUGUCCAUGAAGCAGAAUCUGAGCGAACUGCACUUCACGGGCGGCACUCUCAGCAGUAGUCCGCCCAAGGUGGAGUGCACGCUGCGGAUGCGACCCAGAAGCUCCACUCUGUGCACCGAGGCGGACAACGAGAUAGAGAAGGGAUGUGGUGUGGCGUCCAAGCCACGUAACAAUCUGACAAACCUGCAGCUGAGUCCAGUGCAAAAGCACAAGCGAACUCCGGAAGCCUCACCCUUGCCACGUCGCGUCGCCGAUCGCGAUAAGUCCGCCAAACGUAAAUCGAAUCUGAAUCGCUCACACAACGAGGAAGCCACCAAGGAUAGCGAUGAGGUUGCUGCGUCGACGCGAAGACGACGACGUCGCGAGUUGGGCAUGGCACGUCCCCUGAUGCCCACUGAUGGCGAUGAUGAAUCGCUGCGAGAGCUACUCCAGUCACCGGGUCACAAGAGCUCCUGCAGCGAAUCCACCUCUAAGUCAGAGUCGUUGCGUCAGGCACGCGGCAUUAGCCAGAAGCUCAAUGAGCUGACAAAAACAGAGCUGGCCGAGAUCAAGAAGAUCGCCGAACAGGUGCAGGUGACAGCUGCAGCAGCAACAGUAAGCGAGAAGUUGACAAUGUCGCCAAUAUUGCGACGCAAGAGUACGGAUGAGCUGGCUACCACUUCCACUUCCACUUCCGCUUCCGUUCCACCGGCAGUCCUAUCCACUGCUUCCACACAGAACUCACCGCCUGCACCCAAUCAGAUAGUGUCCAUACUGAAGAAGAAGGAGCACGCGUUUGGCGAGUGCAAUUCAAGUGCCUCCAGCAAUGCCUCACCGGUGACUUUCUCCGCCACGGUGCUGGACACUCCACUGCCCAACAGUCGCAGCAAACGUCAGGGCAUACUGAAGAAGCGUUCCAGCCUGGAUGAGAGUCGCUACUAUUCUCGCUCCCAUUCGCCGGAUGAGCGCAGUAUUCUAAUCAAGUCGGCGCGUCGCAAUUCACUGGAGGAAUCGGGCAGCGCACUCAGUGCUGGCCAGCAGGCACACGGCAUCCUCAAGCAGAGCAGCUAUGAUAGUGGCAAGAGCGAUGGAUGCCCCUCGGCCAAUGAGUGCCAGCCGCAUAGCAUACUUAAGAAGAAGGAUUCGCUGUCGACACCAUCAGAUGGCGGGGCACACAAACAUGUUUCCAUCUCGCAGGCCGUUACUUUGGCCGCUGCUGAGCUGGCUGCUCACGAUGGCAACGCAGGCUCACUCGAGGAUGGCGAAGAGCACGAGAUACGACCCAUCCUGAAGCAGGAAAGCACCUCCAGCGAGGAGACAGCGCGUCCGCCCAAACCCAUACUGAAGAAGAAGUCGUUUGGCGAGGCGGACGAGCACGAGAUUCGGCCUAUUCUCAAGAGCAGUCGUAAGGGCAGCCGCGAGGAGUUCGAUCUGAGUGAAUUGAGUCAAGAGGGCAAUAAUGAUGCAGUUCCCACUGCUGAGGCAAGCAGCAUGCGUCCCAUCCUCAAAACCGAUUCACCCUCGAAGCGACGUUCCCUUGGCUCCAUGGCCCAGCCACCCGAUGAGAGGCAGGGUAACAGUUCGGCCAGUCUGCUCAAGCGACGCACACGCUCCCUGGAGCGACAGGAUGUGGCGCCUGUCAUUGAUCUGGCUGCCGCCCUGGAUGCCAUUAGCAACUCCCAGUCGGCGGCACCUGUCGACGUUCAGUCGACGCCCUUAAAUAUGUCGGUCGCGGAACGCAUCAAACAAAUGGAAAUUUUGGCAGCAACUCCAACGCAAUCAUCGCAUGCCUCAGCUAGUGGUGGCAUCAACAGCAGUUGGGAAUCGCCGCUGCAGCAGACGCCACAAUCACCGCAUCCCAGUGUUGCCCCCAAGCUGCUCAAGCCCAGCGUGCUGCGUCGGGAUCUUUACAGAGAUCGCUACAAGACACAGCCUGUGACUAGUGAGGAGAAGAACUUCUUUAAAGCAAACUCCACGCCAUUUGACAUCUCGGCAACAUCGGCUUUCAAGCCCACCAUACCGCUGGACAUUCGCAUCGGUGCACAGCUUCAACAACAACACUCGCCACUUAUCUCACCCAUCACUGGACAACCAAUGAGCCACGUGCCCGCUCCACUGCUGCUCUCCUCGUCAACCCAUUCGGGCGCUGGGAGUUCGUUCCGUUUGGCACGCAGCUCCACACAGCCGCUGCAGUCGCCGCGAGUCGUCCAUCUGGCAGGUCAAGCCAGUUACUCCACUACUACUACUCCGCGGUCGACCUCCUGCUCCCAGUCGCUGGCGGGACGCCAACACUCGUUCAGUGAGAGCAGCGACCAGCAGCAGCUUACACUCUCCGUGGGCAACGACUCCGAACACAUCUUCGAGAUGUCCGGCCUGGAUAACGAUUCGUCCAUUCAAUCACUGGGCGCGGAUGCCUCUGCCUCCACAGCCACCACAUCUACAGUAACCACCGCCCAGCCGAGUGGCAUGCCCGUUGCACGCAGCAGCAGCGUUCGUGCGAGAGCCAACAUGUUCCAGCAGCUGCAGGAACAGACGGUCACUCGUCGCGAUGCGGUAGGCAGAGAGCAGUUGCCCCUCUCGCAGUCUCGCUCCUUCGCCAGCAGUCAAGGUGACAGCAGCAGCAACAGCAGCAACAGAUGCAGCAGCAACAUUUUAAACUCUUCUCGAUUUAUGGCAGGUAAAUCCGGUGAGGCUCCCAGGGGCGUCACACUGAAGUGUGGCAAGCCUGGCAUUGGUGGCAUGGGUCGCGGCUUGAUGCCCAUCGAUCUGAAUGCGGAGCUCAAGAAUCGCUUGCAGCGCUCCACACAUGCGACUGUCUCCAAUCUGCGCAAAUCGGCAACUACGGCAACUGCCGUCACUCGCAACGACGCAACCGAUGAAACCGACAACAAAAGCUCCACGCAACAAGCGCAGCGCAACCUGGCGCAAAUUUUACGCAACGUUUCCAAAGAGAAUACGACGCCAGCGUCGACAGCAGCAGCAGCAGCUGCUCAAGCGCAGCACGACGAUGCCGUUAGUUUGAUGCGCAAUCUCUCCUCGCUGGGGGCGCCGCGUGCCAACACCGAGCAAAGCUCAGCCUCUACCGGCAACAAUUGCGCCUCUGCCUCCGAGGGCGAAAGCUCUGGAGGACGCGAAAUUGAGGCGAUCAUUAAGAACAGCGCAGUUGCGCGGCGACGUCGGCAGCAGCAGCAGCAACAACAGCAGCAGCAGCAGCCAGAUGGCAAUCUCAUUGCGAAAAGCAAAAGUUACUCAGCCAUAGCGGCACCCAUCGGCAUCGGCCCCCAACAAAAACUGCCUCCCGUUGAUACAUGCGGCUUUGUCAAGUUGCGUCAUGUAGAUUACGCUAAGCCGAGCACAUCGACCAAGGAAUCAACGCAAUCGCCGCCAAAUAGACAAGAGACAACUACAGAUCUCGACAAAGCGGAAGACGAGGACAAAGAAGACAACAAUAAAGAAGACGAGGUGAGCUUUAAUUUUUAUUUACUUGCUUGACACACUCCACAUUUAUUCACCCCACUUUCCGCUUGACGUCAGGUUAUGGGUCCCGAUAAGCGGAACAACAUUGCCAAAACAGGCUCCAUUGCCGACCGCUUGGCGGCGCUGCAGAAGAGCGGCGAGGAUGACUGGAAGAAGCGCGUCAGCAAGCGCGACGAGGUCGACGAUAUUCGUCGCGAAAACUUUGUCAAUGAAUCGCUUUCUCUGGCGCACUCGAUCUCCGAUAAACCGUUGCCGCCGUCGCUCCUAAUCGUGGCCAGCAUCGAGGGCGGCAGAGUCUCGGAACGCCUGGGCAAGCUUAAGUCCAACUCGGAGAACUGGAAGCAGCGCAUAGAGCAAACGGAUGCCAAGAAGUUCACAGUCGCUGGCCGACUGCAGAAGAAGGCUCAAUCGCCAGUGGAGCUCCAGUUCGAGCGUCUGCCGAACGAUGCGCCCAAGAAGUGCCCCAUGCUGGAGGUUCGCAGCGCCAAUCAGCCGCAGCUGGGUCUGGCGAAGAGCCCUUCCAUGAUGGUAACGAACUCCAACUUGAACUUUUCGAAAUCUGCCCCAAUGCGCAGCCUGAGCGUCAAGGCUGAGGAGAAUGUGCCGCUGAGUCGGAGCAAUAGCAACAGUUCCGAAUCCGAUGGGGAACGCAACUCGCCCCACAAUGCCAAGCAGCACAAGGAGUUGGCCAAUGCGAAGAGUCAACAUGCAGCUGCCGCUUCAAGUAUGGGCGCGAGGAUUCAAGUGCCACGCGUAGAUGAUGAGGAGACGUUCAACAAAUUCUUUGCCGCCGGAAAAGCGACAAAGGUGGCAGUCAAGGAGGAGGACUUCCAGCUGGAGAUAAGCGCCUUCGAUGACAUAAAGCCUACGGAACGGCUAGUCAGCAAGCGGCACAUUCAGGGCCCCAAGGGACGGCGAGCCGCACGCAAUCCCCUCAAGACUUUGGCAGCACGCAGCGACAUUUGCUGCGAGUACACGGAACUCAAGACGGGCAUUGCCGAGCGCGAGCUGCGGCGCCUCAAGCUGGAGUCGUUUGGACAACGUAGCAACUUGGCUGCGGAGGCCAUUGCAGGCCUGGCCUCCAUCGAAGAUUUCAAGUCUGUGGCACUGAAAUCGUCAUCGCUGCCGUUACAGCAAAUGUGGCUGCCACACAAGUCGCUGAUGCUGCUGCAUGUCAAGGGACGCACUCAUGUCCAGACGCGUCUAGUGGCGCCCGUGCGGGCCUCCCUCAAUCGUGGUGACUGCUUCAUCUUGAUUACUGGAGCGCAGCUGUUCCGUUACAUUGGCUCGUUUGCGAAUGUUAUCGAGAUAUCGCGCAGCAAGAAGAUCUGUGCGGCCAUCGUUGAGAACAAGGAUCUGGGCUGCACAGCCACGCAGGAGCUAAUCCUCACCGAUGGAAAGUACGUCAACGAUCGCCAGUGGCGUAUUUUCUGGUCACUGCUUGGCGAACCAGCGGAGGAGGAGCACCAGCAGCAGCAGCCGGAGAUCGCGGACAGCGGCCAUGCGGACGAGGACGAUGUGUUCGAGAGCAGCCUAAUUGAGACGAACAAGAUCUAUGAGUUCCAGGAUGAUGCACUGCUGCCGCUGGACAAGCACUGGGGUUGCAUACCCAAGGUGGAAAUGCUGGACACCCGUAAGGUACUCGUCUUUGACUUUGGCAGCGAGCUGUACGUGUGGAACGGCAAGAAUGCGUCGUCGGAUGACAAGCGGGCGGCUUUGCGCCUGGCCCAGGAGCACUUUGAAACCACUGAUGCCGCCGACUAUGCUCAGUGCUAUCUGAAUCCGUUGAACUAUGCGGCAAUUGUGGGAAGGCGUGAGAACACCAAGUACGCCAAGCGUAGCUCUCAACGGCCCGAGUGGUGUGUACUGGGCAAGAUUACGCAGAACAUGGAGACGGUGCUGUUCAAGGAGAAGUUCAGCGAUUGGCCCGAACUGGAGCGUGAGGAUCUGGAAAAGGACUACUUGGCAAAUGGGGUGCAUGUGGUGCGUGCCCUUAACGGCGCCGCUCUGCAGAAGGGCGAACCCUACCAAGAGCCCAAUCUGGUGCUGGAGCAGGCCAAUUUGGGGCGUGGCAAUUUCUACUAUGACAACGACACGAUGCGCCACUUUGACAUCAUCAGCAAGUCGACGGACAAGUGGCAGAUCCACGAGUUUAACUUCGAUGCGGCAGAGACACGUGAAACUUACGGCCAUUUCUACUCCGAGGAGAGCUACAUUGUGCGCUGGAUCUACCAGAUCUCUGUCACAGUGCGCGAACUGAGUGGCAAGGUCUCCAAUCGGAGUACUGCCGGACGCGAUCGUUGCGUCUACUUCACGUGGCAGGGCGAGGAUUCGAGUGCGAAUGAGAAAGGCGCCGCCGCCUUGCUCACCGUAGAACUGGACAAGGAAAAGGGCGCCCAGAUUCGUGUUUCACAAGGGGAGGAGGGCACGGCAUUUGUGCGACUCUUUGGGCAGAUGUGGAAGCAUCGUGGUCGUAAGGAGCAAUGUCUUGCCCGACGAGCCGAGUGGCGUCUCUACCAGCUGCAAGGCAAUAUGGCCGAGGAAACACUGCUCCAGGAGGUCGCCUGUGAGGCACGUCAGCUGCGUUCCCGUAACUCGAUGCUUCUUGUUCACGGCGUCGAGGGUCGUGUUCUCGUGUGGCAUGGUUGCAAGACUGCCCCGCACACGCGGGCCGUCGCCUUGUCCGCUGCCCAGAAACUGACGGAGCAGCUGCCGGCGGACUUGUUUCACCAGCAGUGCACUAGUGCCACACUCGAGGAGGUGGAGGAGUGCGCAGAAAGUGAUGUUUGCAAAGCGGCUCUCAGCCUCGCUGACGACUCGGAGCGCAACUAUGGCAGUCUACUGGAAUCCAGCAAGACCUUUGAUUACACACUGCGCAUGUUCAACUUGUCAAGCACACAGGGCGUCUUCAAGGCGCACGAACUGAUGGAUCCGUUGCGCUGCCAGGAUCUGCAGAGUCCUUAUCCGUUUGCACAAGCACAGCUGUACAGUGCUCGCCAGCCGACCAUCUUUCUGCUGGACGAUGGCGACGUACUGUGGAUCUGGAUGGGCUGGUGGCCCUUGGAGGAUGUCAAGAUUAAUACCGAGGAUCGAAGCAGCCCCACCAAUGACAACCGUUCGGGUGUCAACCGUUGGAUCUCAGAGCGACGUGCCGCUCUAGAAACAGCAGUCGACUAUUGGCGUGCCAAGUACGGCGACAACGACACUGUCGCUUUCCAUGGCACGCAGGGAUACGUUGUCUGGGCGGGUCUCGAACCCUUAGCUUUCAAAGCGCUCUUCCCCGUGUGGUCCGAUCGCGAGGAUGUUCGUGAAAUCAACCUCAAGGAUGGCCGCACAGAUGACAGCGUGUCCAUCAGCGAAAUGCUUGCCCAAAUGACCCAAACCGAAUAUCCCCUGGAGGUGCUCCAGGCACGUCCCCUGCCCGAAGGCGUUGAACCCACUCGCUUGGAGCUCUACUUGAAUAUCGAUGACUUUGAGCAGGCCCUCGGUGUGACUCGUUCCAAGUUUGAGCAGCUGCCAGUGUGGAAGCAGACAAAGCUGAAAAAGGAGCGCGGUCUUUUCUAGACAAAUCUCUCUUAAAAUGUGACCAUAUAGACUUUAACACAAUCACAAAUUACUAAUUUUUGUAACCAAAUAUUUUAUUAUACUGUGAAAAAACGUA
This is a messenger RNA of Drosophila grimshawi, 10311 nucleotides long. RefSeq lists its product as uncharacterized. The transcript has 17 exons. Gene Ontology annotation, biological process: actin filament severing; barbed-end actin filament capping; cytoskeleton organization. Gene Ontology annotation, molecular function: phosphatidylinositol-4,5-bisphosphate binding; actin filament binding. Gene Ontology annotation, cellular component: cytoplasm; actin cytoskeleton. Lineage: Eukaryota; Metazoa; Arthropoda; Insecta; Diptera; Drosophilidae. The record is from RefSeq and is a predicted model, not a curated record.